CAACACUCUUCUCCGGAAUACGAGGAGCCUCAUUGAUUCUACAGGUCUCCUCGAUCGCCACCCAAGGAUCUAUGUUGCUGAGCCAUCGCUUUCAACCUUGGUCUAAAGUCAAACAGUAUAUCCUCCGGAACACCGCCACAUCUGACACCACGCCGUCCUGACACGGUGUUGAUCUUCGGGUGAGAUCACACUUCAAGGAUUAUUUAACCCCCCACACCUUCCCUCUUACUGGCCUCACUCUCUAAGAAUGCUGUCGCCAGCAACAUGAACGAAUCCAGCUCAAUUGACCCGCGAAACCUGGACGGCCAUCUGGAGGUCGUCCAGCCCCGCGCAAGGAAGCCAGGAAAUCCUCAGAUACUCCGCGCGCAGUUUGACGAUGGGGGUUUGAGACCAAAUGGCCCUUUGCAGUCGGGCUCCAACGUGUCGAGUCGGGGUUCGACACCGGUACCCCCAGAUGCCCCACCUUCCGUUCAUGCGACCUCUUCUGCGCGCAAGCAAAUUCGGGCUGAGCAGAAGCAGCGACUCUUCCCUACAGUAGAAUAUGCUGCACGAGUCUCCCAUUUCGAUCCGAAGAGCGAUUAUCGGGACUUCAGGGGAUUCUUUGUGCUCUUUUGGAUAGGCUUAGCGAUUAUGGUCAUAAGUACGAUGCUUCGAAACUUGAAAGAGACUGGUUACCCGCUAUCCAUAAGGCAAUGGGGUCUGUUCGCCGAGAAUUUUUGGGAGCUAGGACUCAGUGAUGGCGCAAUGGUCGGCAGCACGGCUUUGAUCUUACCCAUGCACAAAAUGUACAGUCGGAACGACGGGAUCUUGCGGUGGACCAAACUCGGUAUGGCUAUCCAGAGCAUAUUCCAGAUAUUUUGGCUAGCUUUUUGGGUAGAUUGGCCGUUUAUACGGAACUGGACAUGGACAGCUCAGGUGUUCUUUACUUUGCAUCUUCUCGCAAUCUUCAUGAAGAUGCAUUCAUACGCUUUCUAUAACGGACAUCUCAGCGAGACGCGACGCCGUCUAAACGACUUAGAUAACCCGGACUCUGCCUCGAAAGCAGCUGCAUACAAAUAUCCACGUCCGAAAGCGCACCUUCAAGACUCUUCGCAGGACGACCAUGUUGAAAGAGAGCGGAAAAAUGGCGAAAAUCUUCUCAAACUUCGUGAGGAUCUUGCGUACGAGCUGACGUCUCCUCUCGGUCGGGUAAGCUACCCCCAAAACCUCACAUGGGGCAACUACGUGGAUUAUAUCUUUUGUCCGACUUUAUGCUACGAGCUCGAGUAUCCUAGGACUGCUAACACUCAAUGGCUCGAGCUUUUCUACAAGACGCUGGCCGUUUUCGGCUGCAUCUUUCUAAUGACGAUUGCGAGCGAAGAAUUCGUCAUUCCAGUAUUGGAUGAGUCUGCCAUCAGGUUGCAGAGCUCUCGCAGCAUAUCUGACUUUGCCUUGAUCAUGGCGGAGACUACAAGCACACUUCUAUUUCCAUUCAUGGUCAUCUUUCUGCUUGUUUUCUUGGUAAUUUUUGAGUAUAUUCUUGGAGCUUUUGCGGAAAUAACUAAAUUCGCGGAUCGCCAAUUCUACGCAGAUUGGUGGAACAGCUGCGAUUGGCUUGAAUUCUCACGCGAGUGGAAUAUCCCAGUUCACCAUUUUUUCCGACGUCAUGUCUAUUCGGCCUCCCGUGGCCACCUUUCACGACCGGUUGCGACCGUAAUCACCUUCUUCAUUAGUGCAUUGGCACAUGAGCUCGUGAUGGGCUGUAUCACGAAGAAACUGCGCGGAUACGGCUUCUUUGCCAUGAUGCUACAAAUGCCAAUUGUCAUGGUGCAGCGGUCAAGGUUCGUCAGGGGCCGGACACUUCUCAAUAAUGUUCUUUUCUGGUGCUCUAUGAUCCUAGGGCUGUCUAUGAUGUGCGCGCUCUACGUCCUCGUAUAAACAAGUCCGCGUGCAAAGUAUUGAGUUCAUGAAGAACAUGUAUAGAAUGAUGAUAGGCUGUGUAUUGGAUUGGAGGUUGGGAUUGCAUUAGGCUCUUGAUACCCUUCUUUGCAUAUUGUGCAUUCUUAUAGAUUAUUAUACUAGCCUUUCAAAUUUUACAAGAAAUUUGUACUCCUGCAUUUGCUC
Mytilinidion resinicola is the source of this 2103-nucleotide messenger RNA. RefSeq lists its product as uncharacterized. Gene Ontology annotation, biological process: ergosterol metabolic process. Gene Ontology annotation, molecular function: ergosterol O-acyltransferase activity. The transcript is spliced from 7 exons. The record is from RefSeq and is a predicted model, not a curated record. NCBI's taxonomy places the organism in Eukaryota, Fungi, Ascomycota, Dothideomycetes, Mytilinidiales, Mytilinidiaceae. Gene Ontology annotation, cellular component: endoplasmic reticulum membrane. Bases 265 to 1917 code for a protein of 550 amino acids.